UGAAGAAUAGGAGGAUAUAGGCCAAGUAUGAGGCAUAUAUGAUUGAAGUGGAGAUUCCUAAUUUGUAUGAGAAUGAGUGCAACGAUAGACUGAUAGAGUAUGUAAAUAUACAUUGGGCUUCAACCACCAGUUUAAGCUUUUAUUAAGUAGGUGAUAAAGUCUAUAAUUUAUGGUUAAAUUGGUCUCUUGACAUGAUAUCAAAAGGCAACAUGAUGAUGUAACAGAAAAUAAAUGGUUUGAAUCUCAUCCACCGUUAUUUCAAGUGAGAUAUUUAACGCAAUGUAUGAGGAGUAAGGGUGUGCAACAUCAAAACUUCUAACCCAAAUGACUCUUGUAUUAAGACACGUGAUAGAGUAUAUAACUCAUCUUUGGCUUUAACCAUCAGCUUAAACUUUUAGUUGAAUUACAACCUUAACAUUUAGAAAUAUACCUAGGAGGGUAGGUAUGACUGUAUGAGUAUAUGAUUUUUACCUGUAAUGGUGAUGAGUAAGUAGGAGUGUUGGACUUAAAAAUUUUUAGGUUGGAAUGUUUAUGGGGCUGAUCAGUGCACCAACCCCGCCAAUUUCCAUCUCUUAACUCGUCCCUUAUGUUGAUUGAAUUUAUGACUUGGUUACAUGAAAGUAUGUACAAUCAUUAUGUCACUCAUUCUAGUGGUCAUGGAUAUGGUUGUGAAUUAAAUUUUGGAUAAAAUGGAAACACAAUGCACUAAGCUUUCUUGCAAAGCGAGAGUUCGAAGAUGGGUUGCAACUUAAAGGUGUAAUAUAGGCAAACAUUACCAUGGAUUUCCAAGAUUCAAUCCCAUUAUCUUUCAGUUUUAGUCUUACAACAACACCUGAAACAACGCGCCAAGAUUUAUAAAAAACAAAAUCUUAAAUGUUUGGAUUUGAACAAGAAUAACCAUGAACCUUGAAAUGUGGCUCUUUCUUGCAAAUUAAUGCUAAAAUUUAAUUCUCAUUACCUUCAUUUAUGAACGAGUAUCAAAUGAUCUUUUAAUGUUUGACUAAACAAAUUAUUUAUACCCUGUCUUCUAAAGAGAAGCUCUGGAAAAGAUGCUAGGUUAUCUUAUUUUUCUAUGAUGUUCUUGUAGUGUGACUCAUGUUGCAUUUCAGAACCCUUUGAUAUUAGAUGUCAAACUUUAAUGAUCCAAAAUAUGGUAUUUAAGAAGUUGUUGGAGUUGCAUAUAUAGUGACAAUGUUGUAUAAAUUUAUUUUUGUUCUCAUAUUUCAAAUGCCAAAUCGAAAACAACCUCUACUUUUACAAUGGUAUGGUUUUAUACAUCCAACUCUCCAAAGUCUUCACCAAGAUAGUAGUCUAGUUGGGAGCCAUUUAGUGGCAUUGAUGCAUUUAAAUCUUGUUGUUUCUCUUCUAUAUGAAAUUGUUGUUUUGCCUAUAUAAUUGAGCUUUGUUCUAGUCAUUUUUCUACCCUUUCUCUUGUUUACUCCUCUCGAUCAGCUUGUAUUCUUUGAAGAAACAUAGAAACAACUGUCCUAUCCUCAUAGGUCUGCUCAAGAUGCUUGGAAUGUGGGGCAUGUCUGGAUGAAAAUUCUUGGUUUCAUGUAUUUAAAUUUUGAUACUUCGCUAUUCGUUUGAUAUAACUCUUAGAUGGUGUAAUUGAGUAUCAAUAUUCCAUUCUAAAGAAUGAUGCUAACCUCUUCUAUAUUUGAGUACCCAUAUAAGGAAUUUUAGCUUCUGCUGCAGUUAAGUGCCCAUUAUAGAAUGUUAACUUUUGCUGCUGUGCCCACUAAAUUUAAACAAAUGCUAGCAUUUGUAGUCUGGUCUUGAUAGGAAUCUUUGCCAUUGCCAUCCAUUUUCCAUUUGAAAACAAACUUUUGUAUAUGAAUAUGUCGUGAGGCAGGGAGCAAAAGGUAUUCAAUGAAGUUAUGAUUUUGUUUAUUGUUCAGUAAAGGUAAAUUUCAACUUGUAGACUGUAGUAGAUGACCAAUAUUUACCAACUUUUAAUGUUAAAUCACAAUAUGUUAUUGCAUCUUGUCAGUUUCCUGUUUGAUCUUGGCCGUUUAAGAUACUAACUUCUACAAUGCUGAAAGAUCAAGCUCACCCUCCAUGUUGUGCUUUAUGUGUUACUGCUUGAUUGCCCAUUCUAAACAAUUUUAGCCUUCCUUCAGUUUUAGUUCUCUGCGACCUUGAUCUUUUAAAUUAGACAAAUGAUUAAAGACAUUGCUUUAUUUCACAUUCCUUUAACAUGAAACCGUGAUUGGAGUCAACAUUUGUUCCAAGACCUUCUACUUGUAUCUCAUCUCACAUCUGUUUUCACAUGAGUCUAAGUGAAGUAUGAUACUUGUUGACAUUUAGAUGAGAUUUAUGGAGAAGCUUUGUAUUAAAGGAAGAAUAAGUAAUUGCGAAUGCAGAUCUGAAUUUAUGGUUGCAUAGAUGACAAAUUGACAGCACUCUCCUUUAUGGGUUUGAGUUGCCGUCUUCCUUUCCUCCUCAGACCCUCAUCAUAGUUUUCCUAUGACCGGAAUACACUGGGUAUGAUGAUGAUGGUUGCAUAGAUGACAAAGAAACCUAACGCCUGUUUUCUGGUUGAUCAAACACUAGUUAAAAAAAUGGGGGAUCCGAAAGUUGGUAUCGCUUUUAAUGCAAUGAAGGCCUUGGGUAUUUCCCCUGGGAGAGUGAAACCUGUACUCAAGCAACUUUUAAAACUGUAUGACAAGCAUUGGGAAUUCAUCGAAGCUGACAAUUAUCGUGUUCUUGUAGAGGCUAUACUUGACAACAAGGACGAAACGGAAGACAAGACAGAUGGGGUGAAGAGGAAAGAGCCGAUGAAUUUUGAUGUGUCUGAACAGCCACAGAAAAAAUUGCACGAGGUUCCAAAAGAGGAUAAGGCAUCAUCCAUUGUAGGUAAAGGUGAAAUGUCAACUAUUUGUAAAGAAGAUGGAAUUCCUUCAAUUCCUUGCUCUAUAGGACGACCAAAUACUUCAGAUUCGAGUUUAGUAAAUACACAAGACGAACCUGGCUUUUGGUCUUCCAUGCAAAAAGGGAAAGGCCAGCCUUCUUCUGUUAUGAUUGCUUCUACCGAGAAAUUCACAUCUGAAAGAGGAUCAAGUUCAUCAUACUCUAAGUUCCCCAUAGAUGAAUCUGGCUCUCUUUUAAUUCCUUAUAGAGGAUGUUCAUCAGUUCUGUCAGAUUUAAUGGAGGGCUCGAAGUUAUCUCAAUGUGUGGAUUAUGAAAACAGAUUUGAUAUUGUUUCACUACCCUCAGGGGAGGUGAAGCUCUGUUGUAUCUUUAGACUUGGAAAAGUGACUCCUCAUACACCUGAUAUUGAUGCAGUUAUAAAUUUAGUUGAAGAGGAGUUUUUGAGAUCACGUACAAUCGUCGGGCCACCUUUUUCAUUGAAGUCUCUGCUGGUAGACAUUUGUACAACUUCACUUCAAGUGAUCAAUCAAGAAGGAUCAAUGGCACCAAAUACUGAAACCUCAUGGGUUUUCCAAAAUGGUUUAAAGCGUCAUCCUAAUCAAGUUUAUGUUGAUGAUAUUACGAAAGGUGAAGAGAAUGUCAAGAUUUCAUUAGUAGAUGAGCGUGGAAACAUGAAACUUCCUGAAUUCUUCUACAUACCAAGAAAUAUAAUCUACCAAAAGGCAAUCGUUAAUAUUUCAUUGGCUCGGAUUUCAGAUGAGGAUUGUUGUCCUGUUUGUUCAGGGGAUUGUUUGUCUUCACAAGUGCCUUGCGCAUGUGCCCGUGUGACAAAUGGUGAAUUUGCCUACACAAAUGAUGGGCUUUUAAAGUCAGAAUUCUUAACAGCUUGCUGUUCGGAGAAUCAGUACAUCUAUUGCCAAGAUUGUCCGAUUGAGAGGAUUAAGAAUCAGAGCAAGCCUGCAAAAUGCUCAGGUCAUUCUGUCAGGAAAUUCAUUAAAGAAUGUUGGAGUAAAUGUGGCUGCAGCAUGCAAUGUGGUAAUCGUGUAGUCCAGCGAGGGAUUACCCGCAACUUGCAGGUUUUCAGGACAACGGAAGGGAAAGGAUGGGGCUUGCGGACCCUGGAGGACUUGCCUAGGGGGGCCUUCAUAUGCGAGUAUGUUGGUGAGGUUGUAACGAACACAGAAUUAGAUGAGAGGAAUAGAGGAAGUAGGGGCAAGGAGAGGCAUACAUAUCCAGUUCAACUUGAUGCAGACUGGGGUUCGGAAAGUAUUUUGAACGAUGAUUUUGCACUGUGUUUGGAUGCUACGACAUAUGGAAAUGUUGCGCGCUUUAUGAAUCACAAAUGUAAUGAUGCCAAUUUGAUUGAGAUUCCUGUUGAAGUGGAGACUGCAGAUCAUCAUUACUAUCACCUUGCUUUUUUUACUGCACGAGAUGUCAAAGCCUUUGAAGAGCUAUCAUGGGAUUAUGGGAUUGACUUUGAAGAUGAACAUCAUCCCAUCAAGGCAUUUCGAUGCCGUUGUGGAAGUGCAAGUUGUCGAGAUAAGAGUCGAAAAGGAUCAAGAUCAAAGUCGAGAGGUUCCAUCUCAAUUAGAAGAUCAAAUAUUCAUUAAAUUAAUUACAUGGUGAAUGAGACAGAUUGGGAUUUAGGUUUACCAACAAAAUUAUUUUUUUAAAUAAUUAUGUAGAGCUAAAUUCAACCAGU
Molecule: messenger RNA, 4576 nt
Organism: Amaranthus tricolor (Joseph's coat)
Lineage: Eukaryota; Viridiplantae; Streptophyta; Magnoliopsida; Caryophyllales; Amaranthaceae
Product: histone-lysine N-methyltransferase SUVR4
Exons: 8
Coding region: 2511-4484 (657 amino acids)
Cellular component (GO): nucleus
Molecular function (GO): histone methyltransferase activity; protein binding; zinc ion binding
Source: RefSeq, a predicted model, not a curated record